Messenger RNA from Struthio camelus australis, 891 nucleotides. The record is from RefSeq and is a predicted model, not a curated record. Lineage: Eukaryota; Metazoa; Chordata; Aves; Struthioniformes; Struthionidae.
AUGGACAGGUCCUGUGAACCCGAGGUAACAGCUGGAGGCUACUACUCGCCCCAUAUCAUGUUGAACUCCCUGCACAAGUAUGAGCCUAGGAUUCAUAUAGUGAGAGUUGGUGGCCCGCAGCGGAUGAUCACCAGCCAUUCCUUCCCGGAGACCCAGUUUAUAGCUGUGACAGCGUACCAGAACGAGGAGAUUACAGCUUUAAAAAUUAAAUACAAUCCCUUUGCAAAGGCAUUUCUUGAUGCAAAAGAAAGAAGUGAUCACAAAGACAUGAUGGAGGAAGUGGGAGACAACCAGCAGUCUGGGUAUUCGCAAUUAGGUAGUUGGCUUAUUCCUGGGACUGGGUCUCUGUGCCCGCCUGCCAAUCCUCACCCUCAGUUUGGAGCACCCCUGUCACUCUCCCCUGCUCACAGCUGUGAAAGGUACUCAUCGCUGAGGAAUCACCGUUCUGCCCCUUACCCCAAUCCCUACACCCAUAGAAACAACUCACCAACAGCCUAUGCCGAUAAUUCCUCUGCCUGCCUUUCCAUGCUCCAGUCCCAUGACAACUGGUCCAGUCUAGGAGUUCCCACGCAUACGACUAUGCUGCCCAUGAGUCACAGCACUGGCACAGCCACCAGCUCCAGUCAAUAUCCUAACUUAUGGUCUGUGAGUAACAGCACCAUCACACCGGUGUCUCAGUCAAGUGGGAUGUCCAAUGGCCUGAGCUCCCAGUUUUUACGUGGCUCUCCAGCACACUACACUGCCCUUCCUCAUCCGGUCACUGCUGCUUCCUCCGCAUCCCCGCUGUAUGACGGCGGUGCACCUACAGACCUUCCUGACAGCCAGUACGAUGCCUCUGCACAUGCUAGGCUAGCAUCCACAUGGACACCUGUCACCCCACCUUCCAUGUAA